CGUUUAUAAAAAUUGGGGAAAAAAAACCAUGUUUAUAAAAAUUGAAAAAAAAAGUGCUUGAGAAUAAAGAAUCUUAUUUUUAAAAUUGUCAUUGAGUUGGGAGAACUAUGAAGAGGAAGACAGGGCCUCUUAAUCAUAUGGCCUUAAAAGUCAGUGGCUGACUUGGAAAAAAUGAAGAAAAGCACAAUACUGCAGAGGAAUGCAAAGAAAAGCCUAUUUGCAGAGAGACAUAGGUAGGUACAUCCUAUGAAGUAUAGGUGUUCUACUUAAUGAUAUCAAUAAUAAUGACUGGGCAUUGUCUCUACACAGGCUUAUUCUGAUGGGUCAUCUCUCAUGGAGAUAUCUCUAUAUUCUCUCUCUCUUUUUUUUAUUAUAGCUUUUUAUUUACAAAAUAUAUGCAUGGGUAAUUUUUCAGCAUUGACAAUUGCAAAACCUUUUGCUCCAAUUUUUCUCCUCCUUCCCCCCACCCCCUCCCCUAGAUGGCAAGUAGACCAAUACAUGUUAAAUAAGUUAAAGUAUAUGUUAAAUACAAUAUAUGUAUAUAUGUCCAUACAGUUAUUUUGCUGCACAAGAAAAAUUAGACUUAGAAAUAAGGUAAAAAUAACCUGAAAAGGAAAUCAAAAAUGCAAGAGGGAUGACCUUAUAUUCUCAAGCUCAAGUGGGUUCGAUUAAACUAGAAAGGCUUUAAGAGCAUGGCACAAUAUUUUUUUAUAGGCGCAAUAGCUAUUUUUUCAAGGAGCAAGCCUAGUUAAGUUCGUCACCAAAUAAUGUAUUUUUAGCUGCAGCAAUUCAUUAAAGCAACUAGUAAUGUGUGGAAGGGCUGUGGUCUGUGAUAUGCAUCAGUGAAAGGUACACUGAAGAACUAUCCUGAAGUCUCUUGAAUUCUCCUAUUUUCUUUUUAAAUGCUUAAUCAUGCUCUUUUGCUUGUCCUUAAAAACUUUUUUUUUUAAAUGUCACUGUUACUUCCCCUCUAUUGAGGGCAGGGCUGCAGUACCAGGGCUGGACUCAGGCAGACUCAUCUUCUGAGUUCAAAUCUGGCUUCAUACAUUUACUAGUUGUAUGAUCCUGGGCAAGUCACUUAACCCUGUUUGCUUCAGUUUGUUCAUCCGUAAAAUGAGCUGGAGAAGGAAAUGGCAAAUCGUUCCAAUAUCUUUGCCAAGAAAACCCCAAAUGGGGUCACAGAGAUUCAGACAUGAAUGAAACAACUGAACAACAUAUUUCCCAAUGACACACUGACUACCUCUGAAAACAUAUGUCUUAUUCCAUACCAAUUGCCCACUACUUCCCUGUUAACUGUGUGUUUAUGGGGAAGAGAGAGGAAGGCAGUUAACUCUGGUGAAAUCUUAAAAUUCAUUAUCAAAAAUCAUCAGUUCCUUUAUCUGGGGCUCAGAGAACAAAGCAAUAGCAUGUUAAUACCAGAGUAGUCUCUACCCUCCUACACCUACUCUAUUAAUAUACAUAGUUAUUAAUGUGUCAGAUUCCUACACUUUGUCCUGUCUAUCCAGUUUUUCCUUCUAAGGGAGGAAUUCCCUUUAAUAAAGCCAGAUUAUUUCAUCCUGUCACAAAUGGAAAUAGAUAUUGGACAUCCUUAAAGUUGCCACAGAUAUUUUCAUCCUGACUACGGCUAGCAAACCUGACUUGUGAGAAGUGUGAUUGGGGACAGAAACAUUGUUAGUGAGUUCUUAGGUUCUCACUUUCACCAAGCCCCUCCUCUUUGCUGCUUAUGCCAACUCACUGGGCAUGCUGGGAAAACCACCUAUCCUGCCUCCAUCCUAGGUCCAAAGUUUACCGUAAGCCCAGGAACCGAGAACAGCUGGAAGCUUCACACCACUGGGCUCGACUGCCUCCUCUCAGGUACUGAGGGACACAAUCCUUAAUGUUAAGAAUGGAGUCCAAGUGGGGCAAGAAUUAAGUGUCAAUUUGGGGAGGAAAGAAAACCUGAUGACCUUCAUGUGGAAGUUGAGUGUGGCAAGAGUGAUGGCUCGUGUGGGCUGAGCAGGAUGAGAGAGAAAAUGGGAAUUUUGAGAAAGGGCUGAAAAGUGCAGCUAAUUCCAGACCAUUGGAAAAGGAAUCUCUGAGAAACUGAGGCUCCUGGCAACAGAGGGGGGAAAAAAAAGGUGGAAAAACUACAAAAGGCUAGUGCCUGAGAGGAAAGCCUGAAUAUAGGUCCUGCAGAAGGGAGUAAAUGGGAAGGCUAAAAGCUAUCAAGAACAAAAUGCUUCUCCUUCCUCAUUCUCAGGUGUUUAGAACCCAUCUGAAGUCCAAGGCCAAUGGCAACCAGAGAAGAUGAAGUACGGAGCUGUGCUGUCUGUGGGGACAGGGCCACUGGCUAUCACUUCCGCCUAACCUGUGAGGGCUGCAAAGGAUUCUUCAGGCGAACUGUCAAGAAGGGUAUGGGAUUCAUCUGUCCUUUUGAAAAAUGCUGUGAGGUUAACAAAAACCAGAGACGCCAUUGCCCAGCUUGUCGGCUACAGAAAUGCCUGGAUGCAGGCAUGAGAAAGGACAUGAUCCUGUCAGCAGAAGCCCUGGCACAGAGGCGGGCAAGGCAGGCACAAAAGGCACAAAAGGCAGAGCAGGAACCUGUACAGCUGAGUGAGAAGCAGGAGGCAUUAGUCCAGGUGUUACUGGGGGCUCAUGCCCGUCACGUGGGCACCAUAUUAUUUGACCAGUUUGUACAAUUCCGGCCCCCAGCCCAUCUGUUCAUCCAUAACCAGCCCACACCCUCUCUACCACCUGUGCUGCCACUGCUUAUGCAUCUAGCAGAUAUCAGCACUUUCAUGGUACAGCAAGUGAUCAAGUUCACCAAGGACCUGCCUCAUUUCCGGUCUCUGCCCAUAGAAGAUCAAAUCUCCUUAUUGAAGGGUGCAGCCCUAGAAAUCUGUCACAUUGAGCUCAACACCACUUUCUGCCCCCACAGCCACACUUUUCUGUGUGGUCCUCUCCGAUAUACUCUCCAAGAUGCAGCUCAUGUGGGAUUCCAGGAGCAGUUUCUGGAGCUGAUGUUUCGUUUCCAUGUGACACUGAGGCGUUUGCAGCUGCAGGAGCCUGAGUAUGCACUUAUGGCAGCCUUGGCUCUCUUCUCUCCAGAUCGACCUGGUGUGACACAACAACAGAUUGACCAGCUACAAGAGGAGAUGGCAUUGACACUGCAGAGUUACAUCAGGGGCCAGCAAGCUCGGCCCCAAGGCCGGUUCUUGUAUGCAAAGAUGCUUGGGCUACUGGCAGAACUUCGAAGUCUCAACAUGGAAUAUGGACGCCAGCUCCAGCACAUUCACGAGCUGUCCGCCAUGAUGCCUCUGCUACAGGAAAUCUACAGCUGAGAUGUUGCUCACCCGUAUCCCCCAGCACAUCCUCACCUAACAAGUUGUCCUUACCUACCCACCUGAGAGAUUCCCCAAACAUCUACUUUAGCAAUAGCAGCAGCUGGCUCUGCCCUUCCCCUUUGCAUGGUUCCCACAGGGCCAUGGAGAAUAUCUUGUCCAGAACUGAAG
Messenger RNA from Antechinus flavipes (yellow-footed antechinus), 3491 nucleotides. It is a transcript of the gene NR1I3, whose product is annotated as nuclear receptor subfamily 1 group I member 3. NCBI's taxonomy places the organism in Eukaryota, Metazoa, Chordata, Mammalia, Dasyuromorphia, Dasyuridae. The record is from RefSeq and is a predicted model, not a curated record. Gene Ontology annotation, molecular function: nuclear receptor activity; zinc ion binding; RNA polymerase II cis-regulatory region sequence-specific DNA binding. Gene Ontology annotation, biological process: negative regulation of transcription by RNA polymerase II; cell differentiation; positive regulation of transcription by RNA polymerase II.